Molecule: messenger RNA, 1587 nt
Organism: Odontomachus brunneus
Lineage: Eukaryota; Metazoa; Arthropoda; Insecta; Hymenoptera; Formicidae
Product: zonadhesin-like
Exons: 4
Coding region: 16-1326 (436 amino acids)
Source: RefSeq, a predicted model, not a curated record
CGAGCAGUGGACUUCAUGGAGGCCAUCGAAAGAUCUGAUCAGGAAUCGGAACGCAAACAAGAUAAAAUUGUGGCACUAACGAUGACUAUCGUCAUGCCAUCAUGUACUUCCGCCGGAGGACAUAUAAAGCUGCACGCAGAGCAGCGUUUGUCCAGUUGCAAAAUGCGACCACUAUGCGGUGUACCGCUGCUGCUGUUGUUGUUCUUGACUUGCCAACUUGCCACGCCGACACCGAUCUUCAAUAGAGAUGGUGCGGGUCCUCCCAGUAGACAUCGAUCGGUUGGCUUCGGAGAGUCGGUACGAGAAUGGUUCAGGAUGAUGAAGGACCGAUUUAUGGGGAAAUGGCAGGAGUGGUUUGGCGACGAGGAGAUGUCGACUCCGAGUUUCACACCACAGGAUAUCCUGGAUAUCGAUAAGGCUUUGGAGAAACGCAUAGAGGGUUAUCCAACCUUCUUCACGGAUUUGUGGGAGAAAUUCUGCUCGGAAUGCGAUACGGAUGAGUGGGACUUCAAAUCUUGGAUGCCGACGUUACCCUCGUUUCCGAACUUUGAUUGGACCAACAUAUUCGGAUUCGGAAAUCCAGAACUUCCAACGACUGUCACGCCGAGAACCGAAUUCACCACAGUCCGAAGGGCGACAACUCUUCGACCCUUCGACGAAGCAAGUACGACGGCUACUACCCAGACUGAACAAUCAUCAGUCCUAACUACUACCACCGCCGGCACAACCGUACCCAUCGCGGAGUCCACGGCAACUCCAGUCCAAUCGACUCCACUUGUCACCCAAGUAGCCACGACAGCUUUCACGGAGCCAACAGUAACGUCAACCGAAGAAAUUCCUACUUCCAACGAAUCCACCGUAAUAAAUGACGAAUCGAGUGCCUCAACCACGGAAUCGAUUAUAACACCCACUGAGCCAACAAUAACGUCAACCGAAGAAAUUGUAACUUCCAACGAAUCCACAGUAAUAAAUGGCGAAUCGAGUGCCUCAACCACGGAAUCGAUUGUAACACCCACCGAGCCAAUCUUGAUGUCCGCUGAACCAACUACCACACCGUCUACCGAAUCGAUCGCCAUCAACGACGAAUCAGGGUCGAGUGCAACGUUCUCGACCGAGCCGAUUUUGACUCCUACCGAGUCUACUAUAAUCGCCAGCGAAUCGACCAUGAUAGUAAUGUCUGAAGAAGUAACUACAACCGAAUCACCUACAACGCCAUUUGACUUAGCUCAACCUGUAUAUAGUAAACGAAUAGAGGACAACGAGACCAUCGAGAAAUCUACGAAAAGACCGAAAAAUCGUCCAUCUUCCGUCGAGGUUAUAAUGUGAUUGAGAUUGGAUCGUAGGAUAGAUAAAUGAGCGAAUUAACUCUAAAAUAAGUCAAUGAUAGAUGCACCAUGCAGUUCAGUAGAAACAAAAAUUUCGUCAAAACGCUAUAAAGAUAUUGGAAGAGUAAGUGAUCAAGCGAAAAAAAUCAAAUUGUGUAAGCUUACUGUAUUUAUCAUAAACAUAUGUUUUGUAAUUAAAUUAACAUUUGUUUUGAUGCUUCCAAGAGAUAUCGAAUGAUUAAAUGUAACAAAUGGAGGUUUA